AGCAGACAGUCACCUACCCACAGCAUCCAGGAGUGACGGACUGCAAACACAGCUUCUGAGAGGUCCGAGGCACCAUGGAGGAUGGAAAGGGAGGGUCCAGAAAGGGCCGGAAGUUGGCGUCCAGUCGCCGGAGGCGGAUACGAGAACCAGCGGAUGGUCAGGAUGCCCCCGAGGCCCCGGAGCCUGAGUCCUGGUCCUCUCAGGCCAAUGAAGAGCUGUGGUCUUUCUUCCGAGACUGCGGUGCCGAAGAGAGGGGCUUUGUCACCCGCGAGGACCUGGCGGAGGUCAAGUUCAGCUUCCUGGGGAGCGAGGAGCCGCAGAUGAUAUUUGACUGGGUAGACGUCGAGAACAGGGGCCGCUUGUCGCUGGACGAAUUCAGCUCCGGACUCAAAAAUGUCUUUGGCUCCAGCCCCAGUACCCACAGGCUCCGCAGAAAGCGGCUGGCGCUCUCUCAACCGGUAUCUGCGACCUUCAACUUGCCUGCCCUCGAGGAGGCCGAUGCCAAGGAGAAGGAGGCCUUCCUGGCCCUUGUAGGGCAGAUGGGGACUGGCCACUCCCUUUCUGAGCAGGCUGAGCUCUGGAAGCUGUGGGGGGAGCUGCGGCAGGAGGAGCCCCAGCUGGCAGGCGAUUUGGAGGGCUUCCUGGCCAAGAUGAGCGGUCGCCUGCGGGAGGCAAGGGCUGACCGGGAGGCACUGGAGCAGACCCUGAAGAAGCGAGCCUCUGACCAUCUCCACAAGGUGAGACAGCUCUAUGAGGAGACGGAGGAGCAGAUCCGCAGGGAGAAGCAGCAGCUGCAGGCCCAGAGCGACUCCCGGGGCAUGGCCCUCAGCACCCACAUGCAGGAGACUCUGGAGGCCAAGGAGCAGGAGGUUCAGCGGCUGGCAGCGGGCCAGAGAGAGCUGGAGGCACAGCUCCUCCACCUCAGCAGCACCCAGCAGGAGGCCAGCCGGGAGAACUUGCAGCUGCGCGAGGCUGAGCGUGCCUUGGCUGGGCAGUUAGAAGAGGUGCGGGGACAGCUGCAGGUGACAAGGGGACAUCUGAACACUGCCAGGGGCCGAGUGUCCUGGCAGGCAGAGGAAGAACCAAGUGUCCCCAGAGAAAAUAAGACGGCCCCAGACCCUCAGGCUGUCCCCACUGAGGAGACCGAGACCCCAUUGCCUGAGCUGUUUGGGGACAAUGACGACUGGGACCAGCUUCUGAAUAGAUUUGGAGACAAUUCCCACCGAGCCCUGCAGCUUUGCUGGAGCCCACCCCCAACCCCGGGUGGCACCUCAGGCCCCCAGACUUCCCGGAUAGUUAGGCAGAUCUCCAUUUCCAAUAUACAUGCUUUACAGUUUGCUUGGGAGCCAACCUCAGAUCCAGACCCAGGUCCCGAAAGCCCCGCCCGGGUGCCUCCCAGUGUCAAGGACAGGAAAGGGGUGGAGGACCCCGAGGGGCAGGGUGGGCAGGAUGGCAGUUCUCAGCAGACUGUGGACACCCCUGACCUGGAAGCUAGGCCCAAGUCCCCCCUCCUCUGGAGCCUGCCAGGAGCCCAGGCUGGGGAGUCUGGGAGCAUGGAGUCAGCGGUUUUCAGAGUGCCGCUUGCUUCUGGGGCUGAGCCUCGUCCUCAGGGCCUCUCUCCUCCUCCUCCUCAGUCCCCACUUGGGUCCCGAAAACAGACCCAGGCCCCAGAUCUGGGUGACAAGAGCCUCUGGCCUGGACCUGACCCAGCCAAGCUGCCUAUGGAAAGAGAGGUCCUGACAAAGGACCUGAAGCUUGGCAUAGGGUCCCAGGGAGCCAUGACUCUCCCCAAGGGGGCCGCGGAGCCCUCCCCAAGCCUGGAGCCUGUGGGCCAGGUACCCACAGAGACACCAGUGGAGGGUGAGGCGCACCUGACCACACAGGAGAGUCAUCCUAGGGGCUUCCCAGAAGCCCAUGGCCAGGUCCUGAGGCUGGAUAGCCUGUCUACCCACCUCCUCCAGAGUCCCAAAGAGCAGCCCAGACCUGAGGGAGGAAACUCAGGAGACAGAGGCCAGGAGCACCUGGGGUCAGAACAGGCCGAUGAGGCCCAUGGCCUGGAAGCCAGGAACCCAGAGUUACCCCAACAAGAUGAUCCCCUGCCUGACACAUCACAGACGCCCGCUGAGGCAGAAGUCCCUGCUCCUGGCAAAAUGUCUCCCCUCAGAGGCUCUCCCCUCAUGGGGCCUGAGGCUGGGCUUGCAGGAGGUGCCCCAGAGACCACAGAAGCCCUCCUCACCUUGGCUGAACCGGAAGCUCAGCCCGGGCCCAUGUCCGUGCCUGUUCAGGUGGAGAGAAAGCCCGGCACCCCUCAGCCCACGGAGCAAGGGGCAGAGAGCAGGCCGGAAGACCCAGGAACAGGCUCCGGGGAGGCUGAACUGACUUCCCCCGGGGACCUCACCGCUGGCAAGUCUCAGGCUGACCCCGACUACCUCUACCAUGUCGUCUUCCUGGGGGACUCCAAUGUGGGCAAGACCUCAUUCCUACACCUGUUACAUCAUGAUGCCUUUGCCACCGGGCUGACAGCCACCGUAGGAGUGGAUUUUCGGGUCAAAACCCUGAUGGUAGACAACAAAACCUUCGCGCUGCAGCUGUGGGACACAGCUGGACAAGAGAGGUACCACAGCCUCACACGGCAGCUGCUUCGAAAGGCGGAGGGCGUGGUGCUCAUGUAUGACGUCACCUCCCGAGAGAGCUUCAACCACGUGCGCUACUGGCUGGACUGUCUGCAGGAUGCAGGUGCAGACAGGGUGGCCAUGGUCCUUCUGGGAAACAAGAUGGAUUGUGAGGAGAAGAGGCAGGUGCCCGCUGACGCCGGGAGAAGGCUAGCUCAGGAGCUGGGGAUCCCCUUUGGUGAGUGCAGCGCUGUCCUGGGUCACAACAUCCUGGAGCCCCUGAUGAGCCUGGCUCGGUCACUGAAGAUGCAGGAGGACCGCCUGAGGGCCUCGAUGGUGGAAGUGACCCCCGAGGAGCCACCCAAGAGAGCUGGCUGCUGCCGCUGAUCACCAUUCUGGUCCCAUCACGACUGUCCCUUCCUAUGGUUUCCAUUCUGCUUCCUGGACACAGCCGUGACACAGAAGCCCUGCAGGGGACAGUGUCACCUCCACUCCACUGAGCAAACGUGGCUGGAGUGGAUGGCAGGACAAGUCUAGAAACCCCACCCAAGGAAAGUGCCCCCAAAUCUUUCAUUCACCCCAUGGCAAGAUGCCAGGGCAUUCUAGUUUCAUUUCUGCUGUGAUAAAUGCUGACCAAACGCAGCUCAGAGGAGGAAAGGGGCUCUUCCGGCUCACACCUCCGGGUCACUGUCCGUCACUGAAGGAAGUCAGGGCAGGAACUGAAGCGGGAACCGUGGAGGAACGCUGCUUCCUCGCUCACACACGGCCUAAUGCUUACCUGGCUUUUGUAUACCUAGGGAAUGGUGCCACCCACAGUGGACUGAGCCCUACUGAAUCAAUCAUCAAGCAAGACAUGCCUGCCACGGGCCAGCAUGGCAAAGACCAUUCUUCAUUUAAUUUUCCCUCUUCCCUGGUGACUCUAGAUUGGGUUACGUGGAUAAUAAUAAAAACUAACCGGGACACAGGGCA
Molecule: messenger RNA, 3581 nt
Organism: Mesocricetus auratus (golden hamster)
Lineage: Eukaryota; Metazoa; Chordata; Mammalia; Rodentia; Cricetidae
Gene: Rab44
Product: RAB44, member RAS oncogene family
Exons: 14
Coding region: 75-2999 (974 amino acids)
Molecular function (GO): GTP binding; GTPase activity
Source: RefSeq, a predicted model, not a curated record